UUUAAACGGGCAUGCGCAAACUGCAUGUGGCGCAGAGGAGAGGUGGGCGGAGUCAUACGCCAGUGAGUCACGUAGCUAACUAGCUUGUAGCGAAGCGAGUAGAUAAUGGAUAUGAGCAGCAGUGAAUGUUUUGGAUGUGGCCGAUCCGGCCACUGGGUCAAGAACUGUCCCAACGCUGGCCGUGGCCGCGGGAGGGGCAGAGGACGAGGAAAGGAUCUCUUCUGCUACCGAUGUGGAGAGCAAGGGCAUAUUGCCAGGGAUUGUGAACAGACUGAGGACGCAUGCUACAACUGCCACAGGAGUGGUCACAUCUCUAGGGACUGUAAGGAGCCCAAGAAGGAGCGGGAGCAGUGCUGCUACAACUGCGGCAAGGCCGGCCAUGUGGCUCGAGACUGCGACCAUGCCAAUGAGCAGAAGUGCUACUCCUGCGGAGGAUUUGGACACAUCCAGAAACUCUGUGACAAAGUGAAAUGCUAUCGGUGUGGUGAGAUAGGCCAUGUGGCAGUGCAGUGCAGCAAGGCCAGUGAGGUGAACUGCUACAACUGUGGCAAGACCGGUCACCUGGCCAGAGAAUGCACGAUUGAAGCUUCGGCAUAACCGGCUUCCUCUGUCACCCCCUCCUUUUUCAGAUUGAUGGUUGGUUGUAUUAUUUUCACGGAAUCCUCUUCAUUGGCCAAAGGUUGGCAGACAGAGGCUUGUCCCAGGCCACUGAGCUUCUUGACAUGUUUAAACUUAAAAAACAAAAAAUAAUGAAGGGGUGGAAAAAUCUUUCUGCAUUCAACACAAAAUGUCUGUUUAGUUUGGUAGAGGUGUUAUGUAUAAUGCUUUGUUAAAAGACCCCUUUUCAUGCCGCUGGUGAGAAGAUCAAUGACUGGGGCACAGUGUGCUAUGUAGGACCUCUGAGCUCGAAGCGAGCCUGAUGAGAGGCAGAAGUUGGGGAAGCCUCAGUUUCUGUGUACAGAUUUUUUUUUUUUUUUUUUUUUUUGGUUAGGUUCAGUUGGGGAAAAAUGAGUUGGCUUAAGAGAGUAUGACCGUGAUGACCAUUCACAGCAUAGGAAUCCAUCUUAAUCUGGGCCCCACAAACAAGGUGGGCGUCAACUUGUGAAGAAAUGUAUCAAUAAUGCUGAUAAUACAAAAUUCAGAAAUUGAGAUCCUAAGUUCUUGUGAGGUUCUUUUGUCCUUUUUUUUUUUCUUUCGACUUUUUGUACAAAGUUAUCCGUUUGCAAGUUCAGCAAACGUUGCUCAUUAAUGCCUAAAUAUUCCAAAAGUAAUUUUAGUCAUUUCUAUCCUAAAUUAUCAAGAACAGUAAACUUGUGGAUUUAUCAGUGAUUUGCAAAAGGAGAAUGUUUUCACAGAAAUCAAAUAUUAUUUUUGUACAAUAUCACUUGGACUACUGUAAGAAUAUCAUUUGCUUGUACUCAGUUUUUAAGUCGGAAAGAAGAUGCAACUUGAGUCCUAUAACAUAGAAAAUGUAAUUUUAAACUAUCAAUAAAGCUGGAGGAGGAUUGAGAAA
Molecule: messenger RNA, 1513 nt
Organism: Pygocentrus nattereri (red-bellied piranha)
Lineage: Eukaryota; Metazoa; Chordata; Actinopteri; Characiformes; Serrasalmidae
Gene: cnbpa
Product: CCHC-type zinc finger, nucleic acid binding protein a
Exons: 5
Coding region: 106-597 (163 amino acids)
Biological process (GO): positive regulation of cytoplasmic translation
Cellular component (GO): cytoplasm
Molecular function (GO): single-stranded RNA binding; mRNA binding; zinc ion binding
Source: RefSeq, a predicted model, not a curated record